GGUAAAAACAAAUGGAAUCGUAUAUCCGUAUGUCGGCUGCGAUUAGGUUUUGUGAAUGACGUGGACGUGACGGGUUUGUGUUGUAUUGUAGGUGUAAUAGAAAUACGUUAUAAAGUAUUCAGGUACCAGUAGCUGUCAAUAUGUUUGAAAAUAUCUUUGAUGAUGUGCAGCGGAUGAACAAACGCCAGUUCCUGUAUCAGGUUCUGAGCUUUGGAAUGAUAGUUUCAUCAGCAUUAAUGAUAUGGAAGGGCCUUAUGGUUGUAACAGGAAGUGAAAGCCCAAUUGUUGUUGUACUAAGUGGGAGUAUGGAACCAGCAUUUCAUCGUGGAGAUUUGCUGUUUCUAACAAACUAUAAAGAGGAGCCAAUAAGGGUUGGUGAGAUUGUCGUGUUCAAAGUGGAAGGACGAGACAUCCCUAUUGUACAUCGAGUCCUCAAACUCCAUGAAAAGGAGACCGGAGCAGUAAAGUUCCUGACCAAGGGCGACAACAACAGUGUUGAUGAUCGGGGACUGUAUGCCCCUGGACAGCUGUGGCUCACCAAGAAGGAUGUCGUGGGACGUGCAAGAGGGUUCCUACCUUAUGUUGGUAUGGUCACCAUCUACAUGAAUGAAUACCCCAAAUUUAAAUAUGCCGUUCUGGCUUGCCUUGGAAUGUAUGUGUUGGUGCAUCGAGAAUAGUAGUAUGUGUGUGCGCGCGUGUGUGCAAGACGUCUUCAGCAUCUUCAUUCCGAGAAGUGUCUACCAGAAGAAAACGUUUCUCAUUUUGUUACACAAAGACGUGUGUAGUCUCUCAGCACAUCUUCUAAAGAGAACUGGUUGUAUUUAUCUGUGGAAUCUGCCCUGCUCCCUCCACUAUAAGUGAGAGAUGCCGCAAGUUACUUAUUUUCUGUUGUGAAUGUACGUAGUUGUUUUGGUAUGAUGACAAAAUCAGUACAAAAUGUUUUCUGAUUUUUUUUUUUCUUUGGCACCCAAAUGUUCAUUACAUUAAAUCUGAAUCAGAUUCUUCACAAUAUCUUCGUUGUGGAUUAGACAUUUGUAAUUAUGUCA
Molecule: messenger RNA, 1046 nt
Organism: Zootermopsis nevadensis
Lineage: Eukaryota; Metazoa; Arthropoda; Insecta; Blattodea; Termopsidae
Gene: twr
Product: signal peptidase complex catalytic subunit SEC11 homolog C twr
Cellular component (GO): signal peptidase complex; membrane
Molecular function (GO): serine-type endopeptidase activity
Source: RefSeq, a predicted model, not a curated record